Cordyceps militaris CM01 is the source of this 975-nucleotide messenger RNA. Its product is annotated as transaldolase. Gene Ontology annotation, biological process: carbohydrate metabolic process; pentose-phosphate shunt, non-oxidative branch; pentose-phosphate shunt. The record is from RefSeq and is a predicted model, not a curated record. Gene Ontology annotation, cellular component: intracellular anatomical structure; cytoplasm. The coding region runs from base 1 to 975 and encodes 324 amino acids. NCBI's taxonomy places the organism in Eukaryota, Fungi, Ascomycota, Sordariomycetes, Hypocreales, Cordycipitaceae. Gene Ontology annotation, molecular function: transaldolase activity. The transcript has 6 exons.
AUGUCCAACUCUCUUGAGCAGCUCAAGGCCACCGGCACUGUUGUCGUCUGUGACUCUGGCGACUUUUCCACCAUUGACAAGUACAAGCCCCAGGAUGCUACCACCAACCCUUCGCUCAUCCUAGCCGCUGCCAAGAAGCCCGAAUAUGCCAAGCUGAUUGACGACGCCGUUGCCUACGCGAAGAAGCAGGGCGGCGAUGUCGACGCCCAGGUCGAGAAUGCCCUUGACCGUCUCCUGGUCGAGUUUGGCCAGAAGAUCCUCGAAAUCAUUCCCGGCCGUGUCUCUACCGAAGUUGACGCCAAACUGUCUUUUGACACCAAGGGCUCCGUCGACAAGGCUCUCCAUAUCAUCGACCUCUACAAGCAGCAGGGCAUCUCCAAGGACCGUGUCCUGAUCAAGAUUGCCUCUACCUGGGAGGGUAUCAAGGCGGCUGAGAUCCUCCAGCGCGACCACCAGAUUAACUGCAACCUGACUCUCUUGUUUUCUCUUCCUCAGGCCAUCGCGGCCGCUGAGGCCAAAGCUUUCCUCAUCUCUCCUUUUGUCGGCCGUAUCCUCGACUGGUACAAGGCCUCUACCAAGCAGGAGUACACCAAGGAGACCGACCCUGGUGUGACCUCCGUCAAGGCCAUCUUUGACUACUACAAGAAGUUUGCCUACAAGACCAUCGUUAUGGGUGCCUCUUUCCGCAACACUGGCGAGAUCACUGAGCUUGCCGGCUGCGACUACCUGACCAUCUCCCCUGGUCUGCUUGAGGAGCUCCUUAACAGCUCCAAUGCCGUCCCCAAGAAGCUCGAUGCCGCUGCCGCCUCUGCCAAGAACAUUGAGCGCAAGACCUUUAUUAACGACGAGCCGACGUUUCGCUUCGCCUUCAACGAGGAGCAGAUGGCCGUCGAGAAGCUCCGUGAAGGUAUCAGCAAGUUUGCUGCCGACGCUGAGACCCUCAAGAAGACCCUCAAGGACAAGAUCUCUGCUUAG